UUAAGUGCUUCUCCCCAAUAUCAUCCUUGAGAUUUCACAAAUGGCAAAUCAUAAGCUUAUUGAGCAAACUGUUGUUUUUCCAUCAACACCAAGAACAACAACAACUUUUCUUCCUCUCACAUUCCUCGACUUGCCUUUUGCAGGUCCAGUCUAUGUUGAACGCUUAUUCUUCUAUCACUUUCCUCAUUCAACAACCCAUUUUUCUAAAACAACACUUCCAUCUCUCAAACACUCUCUUUCUCUUACUCUUCAACAUUUCUUCCCUCUUGCUGGAAAUCUUCACUGUCCUCUACCACCCCACAAACCUUUUAUUCUUUGCACUCAAAAUGACUCCGUCACUUUUACCGUCAUCGAAUCUUCAGCAAAUUUCAACCAUCUCUCAACCAACCAACACCCCAAAAAUCUCCAAGACUUUAAUCACCUUGUUCCAAAACUAACAGAAAAAACAACAUUUGAUGAUGGUAAUGACAUAUUCAUCUUUCCGUUGUUGUCUUUGCAAGUCACGGUUUUCCCCAACCAUGGUCUUUGCAUUGCCAUCAAAUAUUGCCAUGUGAUGGAUGAUAACUGUUGCAAUCAUUUAAUGAAAUCUUGGUCUUUUAUCCAUCGUAAAGGUGAUGUAGUUGACUUCAAGUCGCAACCUUGUUUUGACAGACAAGUUUUGCGAGACCCAGAAGGACUUGAAGAUUUAUUCUUAAAAGGCUAUUAUGAAAAAAGAAAAACAUGGGAGGAUAAUAGACUCAUUGGUAAGACUCAAAGUAUUGAAAAACAUGAUGAAGAUUGUGUUAAGGCAAUUAUUGUUUUCGGAAAAGAAGAAAUCGAGGGGAUGAAAAAAUGGGUAUUGAAUGAAUGGAAGAAAAAAGAUCAAGAAAUCCAAGCACCACAAUUUCUAUCUAAAUAUGUUGUAACUUGUGCUUUUGUUUGGGUUAGUUUGGUUAAAGCAAUGCAUAGAAGUAAUCAUAAUAUUGAUGAAAAAGACGAGUAUUUUUGUUUCACAGGUGAUUGCAGAGACAGACUAGGGUACACAAUACCGGAGGGGUAUUUCGGAAACUGUUUAGCGUUUAAUCAUGCAACGAUGAAGAGAAGAGAUGUGAAAGGAGAAGAUGGUUUUGUGAAUGCUGUUAAGGUAAUUGAGAAGGCAAUAACUGAGAUGAAAAAUGAACCUCUUAAAGAUGCAACAAAAUGGGAAGGUUCAGCUAAAAAGAUAGGUGAGUUUGGAAAUUUGUUAUUUGUAAGGGGGUCACCUAAGUUUAAUGUUUAUGAGACUGAUUUUGGAUUUGGAAAACCAGUUAAAGUUGAAAUGAUGCAUUCAUUAAAGUGUAUGUCUAUUGCUGAAAGUGGAGAUAGAGAAGGUGGACUUGAGGUUGGGUUGGCAUUCAAAUCUGAGGAUUAUGAAUGUUUCUCUUCUGUCAUUCAACAAGGACUACAAGCUUUGAAAUUUUAAUUGGUUCGUGAGUGUUUUAUCUUUUAAUGUGAAUUUUGGAUGGGAAAUGUAGUACUCCAACAAUGAAUCAUGGAUUGUGGGUUUUGAUUGAUAAUUUGAGAUUGAUUUAACUCUUCAAUCCAAAAUGUAUAAUAAUGAUGAACUUUUGAUUUAUAUUGAGUAAACUUUGGAUA
Molecule: messenger RNA, 1614 nt
Organism: Medicago truncatula (barrel medic)
Lineage: Eukaryota; Viridiplantae; Streptophyta; Magnoliopsida; Fabales; Fabaceae
Product: coumaroyl-CoA:anthocyanidin 3-O-glucoside-6''-O-coumaroyltransferase 1
Exons: 1
Coding region: 41-1441 (466 amino acids)
Source: RefSeq, a predicted model, not a curated record